Ctenopharyngodon idella (grass carp) is the source of this 1689-nucleotide messenger RNA. It is a transcript of the gene cremb, whose product is annotated as cAMP responsive element modulator b. The coding region runs from base 16 to 720 and encodes 234 amino acids. Gene Ontology annotation, cellular component: ATF4-CREB1 transcription factor complex; nucleus. Gene Ontology annotation, biological process: regulation of transcription by RNA polymerase II. The transcript has 5 exons. NCBI's taxonomy places the organism in Eukaryota, Metazoa, Chordata, Actinopteri, Cypriniformes, Xenocyprididae. Gene Ontology annotation, molecular function: DNA-binding transcription factor activity, RNA polymerase II-specific; RNA polymerase II cis-regulatory region sequence-specific DNA binding. The record is from RefSeq and is a predicted model, not a curated record.
AAUAAAACAUCCUUGAUGACUUAUGCAGAAUUCAAAUGCGACCUCCGAAAUGAGACGCAGUUUCUGUAUUCGGACACUAGCCUACUCUUUUGGCGUACUGUUUUUCGCAUGGCAUCAUCGGCAAUUUGUAAAGAGGAAACCGAUAGCAGGGAUCUGCCAGACUCUUCAACUAGUGCACAUCUGGGUGACUGUCCAAAAGAUGAAGAUGCAGAAAAGAAGUUUGACACUGAGGCAUCCUCAAGAAAUCUUUUCAGCAACACCAAUGCAGGCCCUUUCAUUUCUGUCAACCAGAGCGGCAGUGUCCAGUUUAUCCCCUGCCAGCAGAGAUAUGAAACCUUCUCUUCCUGGCCUGGGUCUCCCAUAAUGCAGUAUGCUGUCCACUCCAGGAAUGGCACUUACAUUGUGUCUGACAAUAAGGGCCAAGCCACCCCUGGAGGUAUGUCUGCAUAUCAGAUUUCCUCUCCUGCAUCUGGCCUUUCCCAGUUGAUGGAUAGCUCACCCAGCUCUCUGCCCAGCCCUCAGAAGCUGGCUGAGGAGGCGUCACAGAAGAGGGAACUCCGACUCAUGAAAAACAGGGAAGCUGCCCGGGAAUGCCGCCGGAAGAAGAAAGAAUAUGUCAAAUGUCUCGAGAACCGAGUUGCCGUGCUUGAAAAACAAAACAAGAUGCUCAUUGAAGAACUCAAGGCUCUUAAAGACCUAUACUGUCACAAAACCGAAUAACAACGCUCCAUUACAAGCCAAACACUAAAGACUAUAUCGUUUACAGAGCUGCCACAAAUUGGCAAACGUGCUUUUCACGCAAUGCCUAGCCACCGCUCGUAAUAUUCGAUAAGAUGACAGCUGCAUGGUUGUGUUGUCCCGCGUGCGAAAGAUGGUGACGUGUGCAUGUGUGUUCGCUGGAGACCCGAGUGCUCCAAAGCCAGUCAGUGUGGUGUGUUGCCCGUGUUGCUUGUGCUUUUUGCAGGACGGCGGCCAAAGAGUACAGACGCAGACAGAAGGACUAUGUGCGGAGCUUAGAGACUCGCAUCGCCAUGAUGGAGAACCAGAAGCGGAAAAUGGCAGAAGAGCUGGACAGUCUAAAGGAAUUGUGCACUGGAAAGUCCCAUUCAUUUUAGUGGUACACUAGACUGCCGCUAUCUGAUUGAUUCUGUUCCUGUUUUACUGUAUAAUAUUGUUGCCAUAUGUGUGUUUUAUAUCUUUUGCGAAAAUUUAACAGUAGACCAGCACUAUGCUCAUUAGCCAUUUUUUUUAAUUUUAUAUUGAAAAUUGGAUAAAAUAUAUUUAAAAGUUGACAAAAAAAAAUUGGAUACAAUAUAUUUAUUAAAGUUAUCUACUUUAAGAGAAAUUUUUUUAUGUAAUUUUAAAGGACCACUUAUAUGAGUCAUUCACAAAUACACCAGCUCCAGAAUGAAUCUAGCUAGUGUAUAUUACUUAGUAAUAUACUUAGUAUACUUACUUGUGUUUAUGGCAUAUUAAUAUAGUUCAGUCACUCUUAAAAAAAUGCAAAUAAAUAAACCAAAAACUUAAAACGAUGAAAGAUUGUUUGUAAUAAAUAUAUUCUUAAAUACUUCCUGGUGGCACAGUCCUUCAAAGUUUCCAUAGAGACUAUCAGCACAGUUGUAUCUGUUUACUGUCUGAAAUAUUUACGUAGCUUUUGUUUAAAUAAAAUAUAUCUAGUUCUCAAUUUGA